Pterocles gutturalis (yellow-throated sandgrouse) is the source of this 2519-nucleotide messenger RNA. RefSeq names its product discs, large (Drosophila) homolog-associated protein 5 (gene DLGAP5). Gene Ontology annotation, cellular component: nucleus; cytoplasm; spindle pole centrosome. Lineage: Eukaryota; Metazoa; Chordata; Aves; Pterocliformes; Pteroclidae. Gene Ontology annotation, molecular function: microtubule binding. The transcript is spliced from 18 exons. Bases 12 to 2519 code for a protein of 835 amino acids. Gene Ontology annotation, biological process: chromosome segregation; mitotic spindle organization; signaling. The record is from RefSeq and is a predicted model, not a curated record.
GGUUUAUCAAGAUGGCUGCGACCUCCCAGUUUGCCAGUCGAUACAAAAAGGAUUUGAGUACGGAAACUCUCAGAACAAAAGUUGCACGCAGAAAAUCAAUGCUUCAAAAGGAGAACAGACACAAGAUGUUUGAAAAGGGCAGACAGUUUGGACUGGCAGAUGUCAAUGUUCAGCUGUCAAAAGAGAGGGGAAUUUCUCAACUAAAUGAGACAAGUGAAAUGUGCUCUCAAGAGAACAGCAGUGUAAAGCAGAAACAAUCUACAAAUGCAGCUACCAAAAGGAUUAAUGAACGCAAGGAAAUGCUACAGCGCUAUAAAGAAGAAAAAGAACUUCGAAAACUGAGAGAGCAAAGAGAGAAAGCAAAAAAGGGUGUGUUUAAAGUUGGGUUAUACAGACCAACUGCACCUGGAUUUCUUUCACAUGUAACUGAAGAUCCUGUGACAGUGAAGCCAAAAGAGAAGGCAGCACCUGCUAUCUCCGGGAGGAUUACUCGAUCAAAGGCCAAGAACCAAGAAGAAAAAACUGUGAUACCAACUGCAUCUAAGCCCUCUACGGUCUGUGCCAACGGGCAUAAUGUGCGCCCUACACAAGCAGGACGUAAACAGAUGAGUGCAGACAAAGCGGCCGAAAAAGAGAAAGCGUUGCAGGCUGUAAUCCAGACAACCUCAAAUGUGCGCAUCACCAGAGCAGCUGCCUCUGCAGCGAGGCAGAUGCUGAAAACAACAGCUACUGCUGCUACUACUGGUAACCAGUCACAAAGAAAGACAGCAAAUGUAGGAAAGCAGAAGCAAGCAGUCAAACCUGACAUCACGGAGGUGAUUCCUUCUAAACAUGAAGUGGGUAAAAAAGCUCAAGCGGAUCCAGCAAUGAAAGAUUCUGCAGCUGAUUCUAAACACUCAGUGUUGACAGAAUUUCAAACCUCAGCAGAAAACACUUCUCCUCCAGGGAGACCCAGAACACGCUCUUUUGCACCUCAAAACUUUGUGUUUCAGCCAUUAAAUGGAUUAGCGACCUACAAAGUUACACCCAUGACUCCAUCUAGGGCAAAUGCAUUUUUGACACCUAAUGCCUUCUGGGAUUUUUCCAAAUCUCCAGUUAAUAUCAUUGAGAAAUCCAGUGAAACUAAGGCACAAGAGCCUGAUUUGAAAAGUCAAAUUUCACGAGCUGGUAGAGGCAUUCAAGAACAGCAAACCACUCCAAGUUUGAAAGGAGCAAAAGCAAGUGAAUCAGAUGAGAAAACUUCCAUUCAGAGGUCAAAUGAAACAACUGUCUCUACAGAUGUGACAGCUCUUGAAAUGAAGUCAGAUGAUAUAAGAGAGCAAGAGCAUGAUGUGCCCUACUUCAGAAAUAUUCUUCGGUCUGAGACAGAGAAGCUCAUGUCUCAGUGCCUCCAGUGGGAUGGAAAACUUGAGUUGGACAUUCCAGAGGAUGCUAAAGAUCUUAUUCGCACCACUGUUGGUCAGACAAGACUGCUCAUAGCAGAAAGGUUUAAACAGUUUGAAGGACUGGUGGAUAAUUGUGAAUUUAAACGGGGUGAAAAAGAAACAACUUGUGCAGACUUGGAUGGAUUUUGGGACAUGGUUAAUUUUCAGGUUGAAGAUGUGAAUAAAAAAUUUGAUAAUCUGAAGAAGCUUCAAGACAAUGGGUGGCAACCACUUGAUGUCCCAAGCAAAGCAAUUGUCAAGAAAAAGACUGUUCCAAAUGGAGUGUCUAAACCAAAGCUGGGAGCGGCCGGAAGAACUGCUGCCCAAAACCGGCUUGCUGCUAUAAAAGCAGCUCUGAGGGACCAAGCGAAGCAUGACGGAGCUGCUGACUGUACACAAGUAGAAAAAGUGGUUUUUGAAGCAGGAUUUUUCAGAAUUGAAAGCCCUGUGAAAACCUUUCCAGACACACUUUCAAAGACACCUUGCAGAUCUUCCCAGCAGACUUCUGAAAAACUGGCAACUCCAAGGUCAUCCAGCAGAGCUUUUCUUCGGAGGGUUCCUUCUGUUCUUGGUAACCCUGAGGAUACAACUGCAAAACAAGCAACACCAGUGCUCAAAGGCUUCCACCCAGCACAACAUUUGAAAAUGGACCAAUUUCCCACUGGAAAAACUCCCUCGCUGGAAAAACUCCCUGGUGGUCUUCUUGAACAAAGCAUUUCUGUAGUUGCAGAAGAACACUGUCCUGUUGCUGGCACAGCAGAGGGAGCUAAGCUGCUGGAAAAUUCUAGCAGUGAAUUAAAAGUAAUGGAUGGCAUGGAAGAGAUGGAACUCUCUGCUGCAGAACAAGGACAGGAUAUUGUCAUGUGCAGUCCAGAGAAGGAGGCCUGCACAGAGACCAACUUUGCUGGGGCUGGAGAACCAAAAAUACAUCAAACAGAUGUUUCAUGUAGUGAUUCGACAUCCAUGGAUAUGCCGCUACUGGAUGCUGAGCUUCCCUUCACUCCAGUCAAGAGCAAAGCCGGGAAGUUUGCAGCAGCUGAAGCGCUCAGUGACCUUAUUGUAUUUUCUCCCCUUUCUCCCUCUGGGGAGAAAUGA